Messenger RNA from Mus caroli (Ryukyu mouse), 1411 nucleotides. It is a transcript of the gene Cimip2a, whose product is annotated as ciliary microtubule inner protein 2A. Lineage: Eukaryota; Metazoa; Chordata; Mammalia; Rodentia; Muridae. Gene Ontology annotation, cellular component: nucleus. The record is from RefSeq and is a predicted model, not a curated record.
GGGUGUGUAGGCCUGACAGCCUGAGUCGGAUGUCCAGGAGCAGUAAAAUCCAGCAGUGCUUCUCUGCAGUCCCAGAUCUGGAGAGAUAGAGGCAGGAGGAUCCCUGGAGUUCACUCCUCAGCACAUUGAGCUGAACCAAAGCACUCCAGAGUCUUCGAGACAAACCAUAUCUCAAAAACUCUAAGGAGAACAAAUCUAUUGGAGAGUCCACACAGCUGUCCAUCUGAGAAACCUGACUCAGUACUGACUUCCUCAGUGGAGAAGGACUAGGGCAACAGGUCUCUUCAGGGAAGGAAGGUGGACACAGAAAGGGCUGAACCAGCAAGGACAGAGUCAGAGCAAAUGACAGCUACACAGAAACACAACCUCUUCACUCCAGAACCCCACUACAUCCCUGGUUAUGCUGGUUUCUAUCCUCAACUGCGCUACCAGGUAGGAAACACCUAUGGCCGCACCACUGCACGGUUGCUCACAGAUCCCAGCGUACAGAAGAGCCCCUGCUCUGUUCUGUCACCUAUGACCAAGCCCAAGUUCAUUGAGGACUUCAGCAAACCCAAGCCACCAUGGAUUCCCUGCAGGGACCUGAGAGAGCCUUACAUCCCCCACUAUACCAGUCUGAAACCCUACAAGAAUUUUGAGAUCCUAGGCCAGCUCCCAAGCCAGGAUGUGGACACCCAGGGGCAGCCACAAGUAGAGAACAGACAGGGACCACUGACUGCAGGCUUCAUGCCUUAUCCACCCUACCCAGCAUGCCCCCCAGGCAGAAAGGGGGAAGCUAGAGACCUGGGCCAUCCAGGUCUACUGCUGGCAUAUGGGGAAGAGGCUUGGAAGGAUGCAGCACCUCUUCAGGAUACCCCAGGGAAGAACAACCAGCUAUACCACUGCAGGAGGGAUGAGUACCUGCCUCCGCAUCCCCCACAGGAGACACUAGAUGUAGGCAGAUUUCAACGACUGCCCCAGCUAGACCACCCCAACCUAAUCCAACGCAAGGCCAUCUCAGGCUAUGCCGGCUUCGUCCCCCGGUUUGCCUGGGUAAUGGGGAUGAAUUACCGUGAUGGCGUCACACAAGCUAUGGAUGACUUUGACAAGAACCAGUUCGUGUUCAGACACCCAGUCUGUGCCCUGGGUGAAAGGCUGCCUAGGACCCACUGGCCAAACACUGCCAUCUAUAGAAGCCAAGGCCUGAUUCCUUUCUACAUGGGCUUUAUCCCAUCCAUGCAGGACAACUAUGCACUGACAUUCGGUAACAGCACCCGAAGAGCCUAUCAGAAGGAACUGGACAGGCGAAGCCACACACUAUGAAUUGCUUUAAUGGUGGUAUCUGUACAAGUGAUGUCAGGACACAGGACAGCAAAUGCACAGUGGACAUGGCUAGCAGACAGGCUGUGAAUGAAUAAAGAGUUCACACUGC